Pangasianodon hypophthalmus (striped catfish) is the source of this 2841-nucleotide messenger RNA. It is a transcript of the gene tspan4a, whose product is annotated as tetraspanin 4a. The record is from RefSeq and is a predicted model, not a curated record. The coding region runs from base 1130 to 2095 and encodes 321 amino acids. Lineage: Eukaryota; Metazoa; Chordata; Actinopteri; Siluriformes; Pangasiidae. Gene Ontology annotation, cellular component: membrane. The transcript is spliced from 7 exons.
AGGAGGAGAGGAGGGAGCUCGAGGCAGUGAGAUUGGACUGGAGCAUCACUGCUGCGGUGUUUUUCCUGCGUGCUGGAAGGAAAACGAUCCAGCUUUCAAUUUUCCCAUGGAAUGCAUCAGAAAGAGAGAUAAAAACAACAACAAAAAAUAAAACCCCAGAGGAUCUGUGAAGAAGUGAGCUGAAUUGUUCUGCUGGGAUAGCCGGAUCUUCAAGAGAACCCAGAGUGUGGAUUUUUUUUGUUCUUUGCGUAGAAGGACGAGGGAAAGUGGGAGGAAUAAAAAGCAGAGGAGAAGCACAGGUUGAGCGUGUGGAAGGAUGGAGUAGGACAACAACCCACGUGGGUCCAGGUCCACUUAAAGCUCUGGACACUAAAGUGGAGCAUAGGAUUUUUUUUGUCCUCCUUUUUGGAUUCCGACUGCAUGUGAAGUUUAGGUUGUGUUUAGAUGAGCGAGACAGGUGUGGAUCACUUGUCUGUCUCACCUGUCUGUCUCACCUGUCUGUCUCACCUGUCUGUCUCACCUGUCUGUCUCACCUGUCACGCAUCAAGCUUUCAUUCAGCUCGUAUCCGUAUCAGAGUGGUGGCUUGUGAGACUUCUGAGUGUCGGAUUAAAGCUGGAGCUCAUGUGAGGUUCAGAUUUUAGGGAUUGUGAAGGUGAAGGUGAAAGUGAAGGUGAAGGUGGAGGAGAAGGUGGAGGAGGAUUCGCUGAAGGAUUUUUAAAGAGAACAGAGUGCAUUUGCUUGAUAAGAUUUUUAGGAAAUAAGCUGGAAGUACUGCUAUCCAAAAACGUUGACUAUUUGGAGUUCAGGUUGAAGAGCAGAUCAGAGCUCACCUGAGGUUUUGCGUUUGGAGCUGAAGGUGGAGCUGAAGGUGGAGGUGGAUUUACUGAUGGACUCUAAAGAGCAAGUGUAUUAAGAUUAGAUUUAAGAUCUUCAUCUCAAGUGAGACCUUUGGAAUUAUGUAAACUUUAUGCCACACCCAGACGCAGCCACACGUUGAACAAUUUUUUUGUCUCCCAAAUUAAAAAAAUAAAAUUUUAAUUCUUUCCGCAUUUUUUUCUGAGCUCUUGAUUUGGCAAAGUGGGGACUGUUUGGCCCUCGGGGGCCUCAGCGGCCUCCUCCAAUCUGAAGAUGCGCCGUUCGAGCACGGAUGAGACCCCGUACCGGCGCAGUCCGUCUCUGGACAGUAAGACCGGCUCGGCCCCGUUCUGUUUCGGGAGCGAGCGCGAGCGCCGCAGUGCGCCUUUCGGUUUCAGCUUCCGCACUGCGCCGGGGACAAAGACAGCCAAAGCGGGUUACGCCACGGUGCAGGGCAGGAAGUACGUGGUGUUUUACCUGGACCUCUCCUUCAUUUUCCUCCUAGAGCUGCGCCGCUGCAGGAUGGCUGAGGGCUGCAUGAGGGCCCUGCGCUACGCCAUGGUGUUCUUCAACCUGCUCUUCUGGCUGGGGGGAUGUGGGAUUCUGGGAGUGGGCGUCUGGCUGUCAGUCACCCAAGGAAACUUCGCUACUCUCUCCACCUCACUACCGUCUCUGUCUGCUGCCAAUCUCCUCAUCGCCGUGGGAACCAUCAUCAUGGUGAUCGGCUGCCUGGGCUGCGUCGGCGCCGUCAAGGAGAGCCGGCCCUUGCUUCUCAGCUUCUUCAUCCUGCUGCUUCUGAUUUUCCUGCUGGAGAUUCUGUUCAUCAUCCUCUUCUUCGCAUAUCAGGAUCAGAUUGACCGCUACGCUCAGAGCGACCUGAAAAAAGGCCUGCAGCUGUUCGGCACUGAGGGAAACAUCGGCCUGACCAACGCCUGGAGCAUCGUCCAGACCGACUUUCGCUGCUGUGGCGUGACCAAUCACACCGACUGGUUCGACGUGUACAACGCCACCCGCGUUCCAGACUCCUGCUGUUUGGAAUAUAGCGACAACUGCGGCCUGGAAAAUCCCGGGACGUGGUGGACCGCUCCGUGUUACGAACGAGUGAAAAGCUGGCUCCAGGAAAACCUGGUAGCUCUGUGGAUUUUCGCUCUGUGCACGGCUCUAACGCAGAUCUUAGGGCUGGUGUUCUCCAUGACUAUCUUCUGCCAGGCUGUGAAAGUGGACACCUUCUACGCCUAGAGAACUGAAAUGGAUCUAAACCAUUUUGUAGGACACAUUUUUGUGAAAAACUGCAAAUCUCUUUUCUUGUUUUUUUUCUUUUUUAUUUGUUGAUGUGAUAUCAUUGUUGCGUUCUUCAGCUGGAAGAUUGUUUUCCUUCGACGACACCUCUAGCUAACACAGUGUUCACCAAACGAUCUUGUAAGAAUGAAAUGACAACAAAACAUUAUUUUUUUGUCCUUAUCUAAUAUGGUGAAAUUUCAUUAGCAUCCAGAAAUCCAAUUCAACUCGACGGAAACUCGUUCAAGAGAAGAAAGAGGACUGGUUCGGUUUUAUUUCGUGAUCCUGUUUGAAUCUAACGGCUUACAUCGCUUCAUUCACCAGUUCCAGCGAGCAGAAGAAGAAGAAGAAGAAUAGAAGAAGAAGUGACGUUUGGAGAGACGCCGCCGGAUUCAGAGGAAUCAUCACUCACUGAAAUAUCACAGAAAGAGCAGGAAACAUUACGGCAUGGAAAAGAAUAAAAGGAAGUGAUGCCCUUUCAAAGUGUAAAAUAAUAACAUGAGUACUGAACACAUUCCAGCAGUGCAGAUAUCCAUGGUUUAAACCGAUCAAAAGAAGAGGAGCUUCCUCAAAAAAAUGCGUCGUUUCGUCGUCGUCUUCAUUACGUAACAAACGUGUGUGUAAAUAUAUGUAAUUCCUUUGGUAUCUUUCAAACGCCAUACUUAUUAUAACGUAAAAAUAUAAAUAAAGCUUUUAUAGGGAAAGUA